AUGGGUCCACCCCAAUUUAGGAAGCGUCGCCGUGAAGGGUACAAUGUCGACGUGAAGCUUGUCGAGAUCUACGAGGAUCUCGCCAGCGAAAAGGACGAUAUCCGGAUUAAGGCAGCUCAGAGCCUCAUAUCACAAUUCACACCCGACCAAACUCCGACCGAUGAGCAGAUCAAGAAGGUCCUGCAGCGUCUUUUCCGCGGACUCUGCAGUAGCCGCAAGGCUGCUCGAAUUGGAUUCUCCAUUGCUUUGACUGAGAUGUUGACGCAGGUCUUUACAACUAAAAGAGAGUCUUCGGAGGUUGUCUUGACGGAUGCGCUUAAGAUUUGGGAGUCUCAGACUCAUGCUACCGACGGCGAGUCGGGACAGGAACAACGUGAUCACUACUUUGGUCGUCUAUUUGGUGCGGAAGCUAUCAUCAAGUCCUUCGUCCUUUUCCAGCCCUCCGUUCCCUUUAUUGAAUGGACCAAGGUCCUCGACCUCAUCUUCGAGCUCGCCCAGAAGAAGCCAUGGCUCCGCGAAGAAUGCGGUUGGAUCAUUUAUCGUGCUGUCUUUGACCUCUCCGCGCGCAAUAUGGACUUCAAGUUUAUCAAGGCUGCCUUGGAAUGCAUGGUUUCUUAUGACAUUGCUCGGUCGCCCGAGGGCGUUGCUAUCUGGCUGGCUGCGAAGGACAUGUUCCCUGGGGCGAAGUUCCCCAGCGACGUCUGGAAACAUGAUGAUCCUCUGGAUAAGAAGGAGCGCAGUAGUCUGUCCAAGAUUAUGAAGGAGUCUUCUACCGGUGAACAGCAGGGCGAGAGCAAGUCAUCCGGAGUGUGGAAUUCCAAACUUCACUUUGCCUGGGAUGCGGUUAUUUCGCGUCUUAGCGAUGCAUCGGAAGAGGACAGCUCUAAAUCAAAAAAAUCCAAGUCAAAUCGUUUGUCAUUCACGGAUUUCUGGAGAGAGGUGGUUGACAAUGGUCUAUUUGCUGCGGCGUCAUCGGACGAGCGAAAAUAUUGGGGUUUCCUCCUCUUCAACAAAGUUCUCAACGAGGGAGCUUCGCAACAGGCGUCUCAAGUAUUUACAAAGAACCUUGUUCGCUGUCUGACAAACCAACUUGCUGUUCAGGACAGAUACUUGCACAAAAUGGCCGUGAAGGCUUCCAAGGCAAUUCAAGCUCGUGUUUCCAAGGAGCCCUCAUUCGCUGCAGCCGCGGUCUGUGGACUGAUGGGAACUGGUGGUGCUGUCAACUUCGACCAGGUCACGAAGACAAAGACUAUCGAGAAGAUCGUAGCCGAUGCAGACAGUGACUCCCUGAAGGAGAUUGUCCCGCUAUUCGAGAAGCUCAUCCAAAGCCCUGGCACAGACGACGGGAAAGCUGCCGCGGCGAACCGUCAAUUCAUUGCCGGACUGCUUCUGUCGAUUGUGCGUGCGAAAGCAUCUACUGGAAACGGUACUUCGGAGGAGGACUAUCAAUCAAUUCUAGAGCAGAUUCUGUCCACAUACGUGCGAUUUGCAUACUUUAAGAGCAGCGCUGGCUCUAUUGCCCCAGAACCAGCCCUUUCUGAGGCAACACAAGAGUUGUUGCGAAACCGGAUCAAUUCUGCAUUGAACAGUCUCCUUGCAUCACAGAAAUAUGCGGCGACAAUCCCGUACGCGGUUGUGCGACAGAUUCGUGACGCAGCGAAGUCAGAAGAGUUUGGCAAAUUCAUCAUUAAUAUCGAUGACAAGCUGCAGGAGUCUGUCAAGACGGCCUUCAAAGCGCUGAAAAAGCUGUCCAGCAAAGAAAAGAGUGGAGAGAAUAGCAGCAUUGCUGCCUUCAAGCUCCUCUACUCUAUGACUCUUCUGCAGAUAUACAACGGUGAUGCUGAUGCCGUCUCUAUGCUUGACGAGCUAGACUUUUGCUAUACAAAGUUCCUGGGUGAGGAUAAGGAAGGAGAUACCUCCGAUGCCUCCGAUGCUCUCGUUGAAAUCCUGCUUAGCUUUGCAUCUAAGCAAUCGCAGCUGUUCCGCCGUAUGAGUGAGCAGGUAUUUGGCGCGUUUGCUGACCAGAUGACUGAGAACGGUUUGGAGUCUUUGAUUUCGAUUCUCGAGGCCAAGGAAAGUCUCGCUGGUCAGCAGGAGAUGUUCGAUAAUCAGGAUGAUGACGAUGAUGACGAGGAAGAUGAUGAUGGUGACGAGGACGCGGAGAUGAUUGAUGUCGACGAAGACGACAGCGACAUCGAAGUCCUCGAAGUAGACGAUGCCGAAGAGUCCUCAGACGAAGAGGAAGACUCAGACACAGAAGAAGAUACAGCCGAAGUGGCCGAAUUCGAAGCCAAGCUCGCUGCCGCACUUGGCACCCACCGGGCCGAUGAAGACGCCGACGCAAUGGAAUCCGACUCAGACGCUGACAUGAACGACGACGAGAUGGAUGCUGUCGACGCCCAACUAGCCAACGUCUUCCGCGCCCGCCGCGACGCCGUCUCCCAAAACAAAGACAAGAAGGGAGCACGCGAGAACAUGGUAAACUUCAAGAACAGAGUCUUAGACCUGAUCGAGAUCUUCGUGAAAAAGUGCCACUCGCGCGUCCUAGCCCUAGAUCUAAUCCUCCCCCUCCUCCGCCUCGCGCGUCGCUCAAGCGCAAAGCAAAUCGCCAACAAAGCCAACGCCGUGCUCCGCGAAUACACAAAGCUAUGCAAGGGCAACGCAAUCCCCAAGAUCGACGACGAGGUCGGCGCAGAGCCUGUCUGGGAACUUCUGCGUGCUAUCCAUAGCGAAGCGUGCCAUAGUGGCCCGCCUGCUCAUGCUUCUGCUUCUAGUCAGGCCAGUCUGCUUGUUGUGAAGAUUUUGAUUGCGCAGGAUAAGGAUGCUAUUGAUGGCGUUGUGGAUGUUUAUGGUGCUACGAGGAAGGGUCAGCUUCGUAGUGCCAAGUGUCAUGUUCAGCCGUCUUUCUUUACUGAUUGGAAUAAUUGGUGUGUUUCGGCUAGCAAGGCGCUGAAGAAUUGA
Penicillium taxi is the source of this 2961-nucleotide messenger RNA. RefSeq names its product DNA-directed DNA polymerase POL5. Gene Ontology annotation, biological process: regulation of DNA-templated transcription. The record is from RefSeq and is a predicted model, not a curated record. Gene Ontology annotation, molecular function: rDNA binding; transcription factor binding. Gene Ontology annotation, cellular component: nucleolus. The transcript has 5 exons. NCBI's taxonomy places the organism in Eukaryota, Fungi, Ascomycota, Eurotiomycetes, Eurotiales, Aspergillaceae. The coding region runs from base 1 to 2961 and encodes 986 amino acids.